Molecule: messenger RNA, 507 nt
Organism: Ficedula albicollis (Collared flycatcher)
Lineage: Eukaryota; Metazoa; Chordata; Aves; Passeriformes; Muscicapidae
Product: zinc finger protein 3-like
Exons: 1
Coding region: 1-507 (168 amino acids)
Source: RefSeq, a predicted model, not a curated record
AUGGAGGGGAGAGGUCCCACGGAAUGUGGGAAGGGUUUCAGCUACAGGUCCAGGCUGACCUGGCACCAGAUGAUCCACACUGGGGAGAAGCCCUAUAGGUGUCGGAAAUGUGGGAAGGGAUUCAGAGACAGCAACGAGCUGCUCCGGCACCAGGUGAUCCACACAGGGGAACGGCCCUACACCUGCUUGGAAUGUGGGAAGAGCUUCGGGUGGAUGUCCUACCUGAGAAGCCAUCAGUGCAUCCAGACCAGGGAGAGACCCUACAUAUGUCCUGAGUGUGGGAAGAGGUUUCAGACCAGCUCCACUCUCCUCAGACAUGAGAGGAUUCACACAGAGGAAAGGCCCUUCUGCUGGCCUGACUGCAGGAAGGGCUUCAACCUCAACUCCACCCUCAGUGUCCACCAGUGCAUCCACACUGGGGACAGGCCCUACGAGUGUCCUGAGUGUGGGAACAGCUUUGUGCUCUGCUCCAGCUCCAUCCCCCAUGGCAGGAUCGGUAUUGGAUGA